This is a messenger RNA of Phyllopteryx taeniolatus (common seadragon), 738 nucleotides long. It is a transcript of the gene tmem19, whose product is annotated as transmembrane protein 19. Gene Ontology annotation, cellular component: membrane. Lineage: Eukaryota; Metazoa; Chordata; Actinopteri; Syngnathiformes; Syngnathidae. The transcript has 5 exons. Bases 1 to 738 code for a protein of 245 amino acids. The record is from RefSeq and is a predicted model, not a curated record.
AUGGCCAACUUCAGCUUCUUCUCGUCGCUGCUGGCCUUCUUCUUCACCUCGUCCAAACUGACGCGCUGGGGGGGAGCCCACAAGAAGAAAAUUGACGCCGACUACAAAGAAGGGGGCCAGAGGAACUGGGUGCAGGUGUUCUGCAACGGCGGCGUUCCCACACAGCUGGCGCUGCUCUACAUGAUCGAAGCGGGUCCGGGCGAGAUCCCCAUCGACUUCGGCCGGCAGUACACGGCGUCGUGGAUGUGCCUGUCGCUGUUGGGGGCGCUGGCGUGCAGCGCGGGGGACACGUGGGCCUCCGAGGUGGGGCCCGUGCUCAGCCGAUCGCGGCCCAGGCUCAUCACCACCUGGCGCGAGGUCCCUGAAGGAACCAACGGCGGCGUGACUCACGUGGGGCUGGCGGCCAGCUUGGCGGGCGGGCUGGCGGUGGGCGCGGCCUACUUGGCGUCGCAGCUGUUCUUCGUCGGCGACCUCCAGCCGUGCGGCCCCCAGUGGCCCGUGGUUCUGUACGGGGGCGCGGCCGGCCUGCUGGGCUCCGUCCUCGACUCCUUCCUGGGAGCCCACGUGCAGUACUCGGGUUUCGACUCGAGCGUCGGGAAGGUGGUGAGUUACGAAUCGCCCACCACGCACUGGAUCAGCGGCAAACCCAUCCUGGACAACAACGCCGUCAACCUCUUCUCGUCCGUCCUCGUCGCGCUCAUCCUGCCCGGGGUGGCCUGGGGCGUGUGGCCGCACUAG